AUGGACAAGGACAAGCUCGCGCAGCUGCUGCAGGCCAGCCAAGUUCCCAACACGGAACAGGUCAAGGCCGUCACUGCCGACCUCCAGAAGAACUACUACUCCAAGACCGAGUCGCUGAUCCUGCUCAUCGAGAUCGCCCUCACCCACCUCGAUGGCGGCGUUCGCAAGGCCGCCUCGGUCCAGGCCCUCCGCCUGGUGCCCAGGCACUGGGAGAAGACGGCCCAGGACAAGAAGCCGCUUGCCCGCACCCACCUCGUCGAGGGCGCCCUCAAGGAGUCCUCGUCCAGCACCCGUCAUUCCCUGGCCCGCCUCGUCGCCGGCAUCGUCGGCAUGGACAUGGAGGCCGGCGAGGGAGACGAGUUCCUGAAGCAGCUCCUGCCCCUCAACAACAGCGACAAUGUGACCGCCCGUGAGGUUGGCUCGUACAUCCUCUUCUCCAUGCUCGAGGACGACCCCACCCACUUCAGCGACCACACUCACCAGCUGCUCCAGCUCUUCCAGUCCCGCAUCGAGGACCCUGACAGCAAGGAGGUCCGCAUCAACAUCGUCCAGGCCAUUGGCGCCAUCCUCAUGAUCGUCGAGCCCGAAGAGGACGCCCAGGCCCUGCAGGCCCUGCAGAGCUUCCUGCCCCACAUGGUCAACAUUCUCAAGGCUACUGUUGAGGCCGGCGAUGAGGAGAGCUACAAGGUCAUCUUCGAGGUCUUCCACUCCUUCCUGGCGUACGACUCGUCGAUCCUCGCCGUCCACCUCCGCGACCUGCUGCAGUUCAUGAUUGGGCUCGCUUCCAACAACAACGCCGAGGACGACGCCCGCACUCAGGCGCUUGGCUUCCUGAUUCAGUGCGUGCGUUACCGCCGCAUGAAGAUCCAGGCCAUGCGCGAUAUGGGCGCUGAGCUCAUGGUCAAGGCCAUGCACAUCGUGACGGCGCUCGACACCGACGAUGACGAUGAAGAUAUGACCCCCGCCCGCACCGCCAUCAGCCUCAUCGACACGCUGGCCAGCGAGCUCCCCCCUCGCCAGGUCGUCGUGCCUCUCCUGGAGCAGUUCCCCUCGUUCGCCACUCACGAGGACCCUGGCUUCCGCAUGGCUGCCAUGCUGGCUCUUGGCAACGCUGCCGAGGGCGCUCCCGACUUCAUUUCCACCCAGCUGCAGCCUCUGCUGCCCACCGUCAUCAACCUCCUGUGCGACUCCAACGGCCAGGUCAGGCACGCCGCGCUGGUUGGUGUGAUCCACCUCGCUGAGGAGAUGGCCGAUGAGAUGGUGUCUCACCACGAGCAAAUCAUCUCGGCCGUCCUCAAGAACCUCGAGGCUGCCUCCCAGGGCCCCGCGGACAAGAAGAACACGGCUAUCAUCCGUUGCGCCUGCGGUGCCCUCGACACCUUUGGCGACGGCAUCGACACCAAGAUCAUGGCUUCCUACGGUCCCAACUUGAUUGGCCCCAUGGUCAAGCUUCUUGACCACGAGGACUAUGGUGUCAAGGCCGCUGCCGCCUCCGCCAUUGGUGCCAUUGCUUCGUCCAUGGAGAAGUCCUUCGAGCCCUACUUCGAGGGUGUCAUGAAGGCCCUCGGCAAGUUUGUCAUGAUCAAGGACAACGACGAGGCCAUGGACCUGAGAAGCUCCACCUGCGACAGCUUGGGCCGCAUUGCCCUGGCUGUCGGGCCCGAGUCCUUCCAGCCCUACGUCAUGGAGUUGAUGAAGGCCAGCGAAGAGGCGCUGGGCCUUGACAACGCCAGACUCAAGGAGACUAGCUUCAUUCUGUGGUCCAACCUUUCCAAGGUCUACCGCGAGCAGUUUGAUCAUUUCCUCGACGGCGUCUUCAAGGGCAUCUUUGCGUCCCUGGAGCUUGAGGAGGAGGAGAUUGACCUGCCCGGCAUCGACCCGAGCCAGCUCGGAGACAGCGCCGUCGUUGUCGGUGGCAAGCGAGUUCGCGUCAAGGCUCCCGAGACCGAGGACGACCUUACCAUUGCCACCGGAGGCGAGGAUGACUGGGAUGACCUGGAGGACCUCGAUGAUCUCGGUGCCACCACGGCUAUUGCUCUGGAGCAGGAGAUCGCCCUCGACGUCCUCGGCGACGUCAUCUCCAACUCUUGCAACAGCAGCAACCUCGAGACGUAUGCCGCUCAGGUUAUCGAUAAGGUUGUUCCUUUCGCCGAGCACACCUACGAAGGCUGCCGCAAGACCGCCAUUUCCACCCUGUGGCGCACCUAUGCUCGCGUCUUCCAGGUGUGGGAGGAGAGCGCCGGCGUGAAGUGGCAGGCUGGCAUUCCCCCCAACCCCACGCCCCCUCCCUCCAUUGCCAAGCUUGGCGAGGCUCUGUACAAGGCCACCAUGGAGAUCUGGACCAACGACAGCGAACGAUCCGUCAUUACCGACAUCAACCGCAACGUGGCUGCCACCCUCAAGGCCUGCGGCCCUGCCAUCAUUGCUGUCAAGGAUGGCUUCCUCCAGGAGCUCGUUUCGGUGGUCACCCUGAUCGUCACCCGCUCGCACCCCUGCCAGCAGGACCUGGGCGACGAGGAGGAGGAGCAGGAGGUCGACGGCGGCUCGUCCGAGUACGACUGGCUUGUCAUUGACACUGCUCUCGACGUCGUCAUCGGCCUCUCCGCGGCCCUCGGCGGCGCCUUCGGCGAGCUGUGGAAGAUCUUCGAGAAGCCCGUUCUCAAGCUGGCCAGCUCCACCGAGGACCUGCACCGCUCCACGGCCGUGGGAACCAUCGCCGAGAUUGUCAAGUUCACUGGUGAGGCAAUUUCGCCGUUCACUGACUCCCUCGGCCAGGCCCUCGGCCGCCGCCUUGGCGACCACGAUCCUCUGACCAAGUCCAACGCCGCGUACGCAAUGGGCAUGCUGAUUCUCAACUCCAACGAGACGAGCAAGACGCUGCCCUUGUACCCGCAGCUUUGGGAGAAGCUGGAGCCCCUGCUCGACCAGAAGGAGAUGCGCAUGACCGACAACGUCGCCGGCUGCCUGUCCCGCAUGAUGAUGAAGCACGCCGACAAUGGCUUCGUCGCCGAGGCGCUGCCAGCCAUUGUCAACAUCCUCCCCUUGACCGAGGACUACGAGGAGAAUGCGCCCAUCUACCAGAACAUCUACAAGCUCUAUGAGCAAGGCAACGAGACCGUCCAGCAGCUGACACCACAGCUGAUGGGCAUCUUCGAGAAGGUGCUGAGCCCGCCGGAGGAGCAGCUGGAGCAAGAUACCCGGGAGAUGCUGCAGCGGACGGUGCAGAUGCUGAGGAAGUAG
Purpureocillium lilacinum is the source of this 3240-nucleotide messenger RNA. RefSeq lists its product as uncharacterized. NCBI's taxonomy places the organism in Eukaryota, Fungi, Ascomycota, Sordariomycetes, Hypocreales, Ophiocordycipitaceae. Gene Ontology annotation, biological process: protein import into nucleus. Gene Ontology annotation, molecular function: nuclear import signal receptor activity. The record is from RefSeq and is a predicted model, not a curated record. Gene Ontology annotation, cellular component: nucleus; cytoplasm.